Messenger RNA from Procambarus clarkii (red swamp crayfish), 1822 nucleotides. RefSeq lists its product as uncharacterized. The record is from RefSeq and is a predicted model, not a curated record. Lineage: Eukaryota; Metazoa; Arthropoda; Malacostraca; Decapoda; Cambaridae.
CUGAAAAGCUACAAAAUGGCUAGAGAGAUCGCCGGAGAUGCUUGGCAGCGCUGGCCCCUCAGCUGGCGGAGGUUUCUGAGCGGUGACAAACUGGCAACAGCAGUAGUAGGCAGCCGACCUUCACGUCAGAAACACGGGAGCAGAGCUCAGGGGAAACUUCUCUCUGAAAGCAUAAUGGGGGGUGAUCCACAGCCCUCGUCUUCACGGGACUCUCGCUCUAAGGCCAAGGAAGCAGGGGCGACGGAGGAGCUGACGAUGGAACUGGUGAACGAGGAGAUAAUGACGCUGUACGAGCUGCUGGAGAGGCAAGGGCUGAACAAGAGUGAAUGGGACGCGGUAACCCAGCCGCUGGUGGAGGCUGUGAGGAAGGCACAGCUUCGCCAGAGGGCUGCGUCCUUCGCCAGGUGGGCGGCAUUCAUCUUUGCCCUCCUCAUCGUAGUCUAUCUCCUCCUCCAGAUAGCGUGGGUUCAGAAGAUUAUGACGGUGUUGUUCCGCCACUGUCUCCUACUGCUGCUGCCACGCUGGGAUUGGACGCGUAUUUACUAUUCCGACUGCUUCAUCACCAAUCCAUAUUACGUUAGCCGCUCCUUGACUGAGGAUGACUGUAAUGUGUGUGAAUCAUUGGAUAAGGUGGACCGUCUGACAAAUGUCUCUUCACAAGUGGUGUCUGAAGAUUACCUAAAGAAUGAUAUACCCUUCAUUGUUACAGAUGCCAUGGAUGACUGGCCAGUAAUGAACACUGAACAGUUCUGGUUUGAUAAUAUUACAGAGAUGUACUUGAGUGAGGAGCUUCGUACUAUUUACCCUUGUGAAUUGACAUCAAACCUUCGCCUUCGUCCUGAUGACUUAAGAAGUUUUUUGAAAAAAAUUCAUAAUCCAGAUAUACAUCGCUGGUAUGGCCACUGGGAAAACUGUAAUAAAAAGGCUGCGAAGGCCCUGCGGCAGAUAUAUCGCCGUCCAUACUUCAUUCCGCACAUGGUUGAUCUGUCUGACUCCAACUGGGUCAUUAUAUCAUCAGAUUUUAGAGGCAAAGUAUAUAAAGAAAUCGACUUCCAAACUGAGUUACUAUGGGUAGCUCAAGUUCGGGGCUGGAGUCGUAUAAGGCUAGUGCCUCGGGAACCAUGCGACCACUUUUGUCCCGAGUUACUUGAAACUAUUACUGAAAGCCAAAUGAUUGUGGUUACAAAUUUACUAUGGAAAUUUGAAUACAUCCCCGGAGAGCUGACAGACAACUUGGCUAUUGCUGUUGGUGGUUUCUGGACAUAAAGUACCUAAUAACGACAGUCAUGGUAAACAGAAUUGAAGCUGUGAGAGUGCUGCUGGUCUGUAUAUCUUUGUAACAGUUUAUGGACCAUGUAAAGAAGAAGAAAAAAGAAUUUUACAUACAAAUUUAGAGCAAGACUUUCAGAGCACAGAAAUUCAGUUAAAGAAAAAAAGGCUAGUAAACAGAUAAAGCCACAUAUCACUUGUUAUUCACUAUGUGCUGUAUAUUGGCAAGUCAAAUGUCUCAAAUAUGAAAAUAAUAUAGGAAAAGGGAGCAAAUUAUGCAUUAUAUCAAAUUGCUUUUGCUGAAUUAGCAGCUUCAGCAGAUAAACUUACAUCAAAGAUGUUGUUAAUGCCAUAUACAUUUGGAAAAGUAUAUUUAAUUAGAUAUUCAUUAUAAUUCCUAAAUAUCUCAAGUCAAGAAUUUACAAAUAACAUUAUUGUACUCAAGUCUUGCAAUACCCAAAUUCUGUACAGUAUAUCCAUGACAAAGUUUAUAUAAAAAAUACAGUAAUAGUUUUGAAUUAUAUUGUAAUUAUAAAUAAAAAGCAAAGCUGUA